AUGGACUUCCAGACCCUGAACAGCAGGCCUCUGGUGGCUCACUCCUCGGAAGCAGCCCCAGAGUGCCUCCAGCAGUGGUGGACGACACCGACGCCGUCUCCACCAGCUCUGGAGGGACACGACGUGGACGAAGGAUCUCCUGGUAGUCGUAUUGAUGAAUACGAACGAGCCCAUGCACAACUCCAGAAACGAUCCGAUGGCAUGCUCUUCCAGAUUAUCCCUUCUGCCAAGGGUAAACCACAAACCAUCUCAAUUGAGGAUUUUCCGAAUGAGGUUUUGACGCAUAUCCUCUCCCAUCUUCCACCAGAGACUCUAUCGUCGAUGAGUCUAGUGAGCAAGCGAUUCCAUCGAUUGGUCACAACGCCUCAUGCAUGGCGCAUCGCCUUCGCCAGAUACUUUCCCGGAUCCGAGGCACUUGACGAUGGGUCUCGUAAGGCCACAAGAGACUUGGUGUCCGAUAUUGAAAGAGCACAGCGUAGAAGCUUCACUCGACUGUCGGCGUUAUCCUCGUGGAGAAGCGAAUAUAUACUUCGAACCCGAUUACUGCGCUCCCUUGGGCGAGGGAGGCCUGCUCUCGAAGCCGGCGCUCGAUCUGGCGCGUCUCGUCAUGCCAGCAGUGCUGCGGCAGCUGCCGUAAUCACCUACGCAUCCAGCUUGUAUUAUCCGAUCAGCCAUCUCCAUGCUACCUUCGGCAUUGGCUUGAACAAGAAACAACCGUUGUUCAUUCAUGGUGCUGUGGAACAGGGAGGGGUUUCUGUUAGUGACCCUAGCACUGGAAAGCCUGGAUCUUGGGGUCUGACCGACUUUGAGGGGUUCAAGCAUUUUGCAGACCAGUUUCCCGGAGAGUUACCCUACGGUUUGGGGCUUGGAAACGUGGCUGGUAUGCCGAAUGUGAUGGAUAUCAGCCAACCAUAUGGGAAGCUAUAUGGUGAGGCGUGUCCUGAUGGGCGUCUUUUCUACACUUCUACGAGCGAGCAGCGCGGCCGCUUUGUUUCCAUCUCUUCCGCCGCGAAUCAUUCUCUGGGCAUACCAGAGGUGACCAUGCUUGGCUGUGCAGUCUGUUCGGUAUGGAUUGCAAAGUCCGAGGCAGUCCUCAAAGCCACCAAUGGACUAUUUGGGUUUCUUGCAGGAUUUUCUAAUGGUGUCCUCGCCGCCUAUGCACUUGGCGUCAACCCCGUCCAUGACCGUCGUUUCGAAAAGGGCGAACCAACUGCAAAGUGGGUGCUAUCCCCGGGCGUCCCGAUCAUUGCCAUCUCGGUGGACGAGAGAAUUUCUGCUCGUCGGCUCAAGUCUCGUCGCAUUUGGGCGACAGUCCUCAACGCGCUUGGCGAAGUGUAUUACCUUAUUGAUACUCCUACCAGGCCGGACUUUACAGGGAAGCUUUCACCCGACGGCAUCGAUCGGCUCGCAUGGCAGACAGGGAGAAGCGUGGAGUGGUCUCUCGUGGAAACCACGCGAAGAAAACCAAGGCCUGAUCCUUUUGAUAUUGCGCAAGUGGAUGGCAGCUACACACCACGUACUUCGACCGACUCACACGGGUUGAGUAAGGAGCAGAUCGUGGCGGAGACGAUCGAAAUUGAAAAAUUCCUACUUUAUAAGCCGAAGCACUUCCACGCUCUCUGUGAAGGAUGGGAUAUGCGGCGCAGGAUGUUGGUCGAUUUUGCCGGUGACGAUCAUCUUGGAGCAGGAGAGUCGAUCUUUAUACUUGAAUGCGGGCUUGAUGAGGGAAACCUGGCGUCAGUCCGACGUUUCACUCGAUGCAAGAGGAAGAUGACCGUCGAGUUCGGCCUUGAGGGCUCCCCUACGAUCCAAUCAACUGUCAACCAGCCUUCGAUCUUUGGUGGACUACGGAACACACUGUCGUCCCCAGCAUCGGAAAGCGUCCCCCGGUCACGCACGUCGAGCCAGGACGAUAGCGUGGACUCCAAAUUCGAAGAAGAUUGGCGUGCAUCGAAGUUUUCUUUCGCCGAACACAGAAACAUUCGCAUCUCGGCCGCGAGUUCGGAUGAUUCUGAACUUGCAACGCUGACGAUCGAUGAGGAUCCUCUUCUGGGGAUGUCAGGUGGCUCGACUGCCUCUUCUCCCUUGGCAUCGCCUUUGGGACAUGUUCCUACGGCAAGCUCGCCGUCUGAGAUCCCCGGCCACCGAGCUCGACUGAUGGGCAUCGGGACAAUGUCAGGGGUUGUCAUGCUCUGGGAUAUGCGUGCCAGCCUCUCACCGAGUCCUGAAGUCGUCAACACGGUUCAACCGGUCCGAAUCAUUUACACCAAAUCGCCGCAAAUUGCUUCACUUGCGCUGACUUCGCUGUACGUCGUUCACGGAGGCAACGAAGGCCUCGUUCAAGCUUGGGAUCCCUUGGCUUCGACCAAUGAGCCGAUUAGGACCCUGAAUUCACGAUUCUCUGAUCGAGCAAGACGACGCAUCGCUCAAGCUGAAGCUACGGCGCAAGGGGUGGGCAACAACUACUAUGCGGCUGGGGCGAUUGUCUUGGAUCCAGAUCCUACAGUUUUGCGUGGCAUGGUCGCCUUGGGUGCUUACCUGCGCUACUGGUCCUACAGCUCAACAGCGGCCGAUGCAUACAAAAGCCGGAAAAGGGGUCAACUCCGCCGACGAUCAGACCGAGGCAGUAACUCGACGCCCGCUAGUCACAAGGUCAGCGUGACCGCCCGUGGGCUUCUGAAAGGUCAUAUCAGCGAUGAGAGGUUCGAAAUGGAGAGAGACGAGAUCGCAAGGCGCAAAGAAGACGAACGCUUGAGCGGAAGGUUCGGAACAACACUUCUGGGUGAGGGCGCGAGUGAGGAGGAGCUGCUAGCGUAUGCUACUAUGCUCAGCGAAGAAGCCUACUCCACGGACGAGAUGAAGAGAAAAGCCACCGACGGAAGCAUCUCGAUCUCUUCGCCCCAGCUGCCACAAGGUCGGACGGAGACUGAAACCACGACGGUUGAUGCUGAUCUCGAAGAAGCCAUUCGUCUGAGUUUGUUGGACAGUGAGCACGUGUCGUCUUCACCGCCAGCGAGGGAUUUCGACAUCCCCAUCCGAUAUGCCAAAGGGUCGAAGCACAGCACGCCUGUCCACAACGCGAGAGCUGGCAGUAGCAAGGAUCCAAAGGCGGACCCGGGGGAUGAUGACUUGGAGUUUGCUUUACAACUGAGCCUCGCAGAAGCACAAAGUCGGAUGAUGGAUGAGGAAGCCUUCCCGAUUCUCUCCAAGUCGACCAGUUCUGGAUCGGAUGAGGUUGGGCAGGGAAAGGGCAAGUCGAGACGCGGGUGA
Capronia epimyces CBS 606.96 is the source of this 3270-nucleotide messenger RNA. RefSeq lists its product as uncharacterized. The coding region runs from base 1 to 3270 and encodes 1089 amino acids. Gene Ontology annotation, cellular component: cytosol; nucleus; proteasome regulatory particle, base subcomplex. Lineage: Eukaryota; Fungi; Ascomycota; Eurotiomycetes; Chaetothyriales; Herpotrichiellaceae. Gene Ontology annotation, molecular function: polyubiquitin modification-dependent protein binding. The transcript has 3 exons. The record is from RefSeq and is a predicted model, not a curated record. Gene Ontology annotation, biological process: proteasome-mediated ubiquitin-dependent protein catabolic process.